AUGGCAAGUUUCCAUCCUCACCCCGGACAGACAUCAAACCUAGAAAGGCUAUAUGUCUUCAUCCUCACCCUAGAAAGGCCACAUGUCUUCAUCCUCACCCUAGAAAGGCCACAUGUCUUCAUCCUCACCCUAGAAAGGCCACAUGUCUUCUUCCUCACCCUAAAAAGGCUACAUGUCUCCAUCCUCACCCUAGAAAGGCUACAUGUCUUCAUCCUCACCCUAGAAAGGCCACAUGUCUUCAUCCUCACCCUAGAAAGGCCACAUGUCUUUAUCCUCACUCUAGAAAAGCUACAUGUCUUCAUCCUCACCCUAGAAAGGCUAUAUGUCUUCAUCCUCACCCUAGAAAGGCUACAUGUCUGCAUCCUCACCCUAGAAAGGCUACAUGUCUUCAUCCUCACCCUAGAAAGGCUAUAUGUCUUCAUCCUCACCUUAGAAUGGCCACAUGUCUUAAUCCUCACCCUAGAAAGGCCACAUGUCUUCAUCCUCAACCUAGAAAGGCCACAUGUCUUCAUCCUUACCUUAGAAUGGCCACAUGUCUUCAUCCUCACCCUAGAAAGGCCACAUGUCUUCAUCCUCACCCUAGAAAGGCCACAUGUCUUAAUCCUCACCCUAGAAAGGCUAUAUGUCUCAUCCUCACCCAAGAAAGGCUACAUGUCUUUAUCCUCACCCUAG
Messenger RNA from Mizuhopecten yessoensis (Yesso scallop), 672 nucleotides. Its product is annotated as repetitive proline-rich cell wall protein 2-like. NCBI's taxonomy places the organism in Eukaryota, Metazoa, Mollusca, Bivalvia, Pectinida, Pectinidae. The record is from RefSeq and is a predicted model, not a curated record. The coding region runs from base 1 to 672 and encodes 223 amino acids. The transcript has a single exon.